Messenger RNA from Strongylus vulgaris, 345 nucleotides. Lineage: Eukaryota; Metazoa; Nematoda; Chromadorea; Rhabditida; Strongylidae. The record is from the annotation of a GenBank genome assembly.
CGUUGCAACUGCACAUUCCCCGAUAUGUACGUUCAUCGAGUGCCGAUUCCAGGACCACCCGUUAUCCAGGUGUUUUCCACUAUUACCACAACACCUACACCACCACCUACAAGGCGACGAAAACCUACCACACCUGGGAAAUAUUUUGUUCCUCCUGUAUUCAGUGAAAAUGGAACCCUUCUCUUUGGUAAUUUUACGGAUGAGUUUGGUAACUACACGAAUUUUACGACUGUGGAGCCAUACACAGGGCCACCAACUUUGGGCUAUAAUAGGAGAGAAUGUAUGCUGGCUGCUGUAGGAAUUCCAGUACUUCACGCAGAAUCUCAAUAUGGACAGGUAAGAUAG